Messenger RNA from Scophthalmus maximus (turbot), 4936 nucleotides. It is a transcript of the gene cfap20dc, whose product is annotated as CFAP20 domain containing. The record is from RefSeq and is a predicted model, not a curated record. Bases 143 to 2875 code for a protein of 910 amino acids. Lineage: Eukaryota; Metazoa; Chordata; Actinopteri; Pleuronectiformes; Scophthalmidae. The transcript has 21 exons.
GUCGACCGUAGCGUUACCAUGGAGACGCAUCAUUUUUUUUUUUUCCCGGCGUGACUCGUUGAAACGCCUCGGGUCGGGAUAAUGUGACAGGCAGCAACAUUCAAACGUGGGCUAAUAAAUACGAAACCAGUCAAAGUCAAACAUGUUCAGGAGUAAUUACCAGGGCGGAGCCGUGGUGGAGGUCUUCAGCGGGCAGGGGAGCGACCCCGUGGCCAAGUGGAAGCGGUGCGGAGGGCCCUCGGCCAUUCAGAAGGAGUAUAAUAAAGAAGUCAAGGGAUUUGUUUACAAUCUUGAGGGAAGCAGCCAGACAGUCAAGAUGCAACUGCCGGAGAACGGCAAAAUGUCUCUUGGGCUUCUCCAAAGAUUCUUAGUCCUUCAAGUGGAUAUUCCUCAUGGCAAAGAUUUUUCUGUUGAGCUAGUGAUAACUGAUUCAGAGCACCUGAAAAGAAGACUCCACUUAUCAACCGUGCAUAAAGAGUUGACUGCCACACUUCUCCAUGCAAGGAUACCUUUUGUCGGAUUGAGGCGGAAUAUUUGGUCAACUUUGUGCAUCGACCUUGUGUCAUUCACCAGUGAACUGUUCAAAGGAUUUUUGACACUGGAUGGCAUCACUCUGUUUGCUACCUGCAAAGUCCGCAGAAUCUUCACCAUGAAAACUGGGCUCGCAGGAAUGUCAGAUGACGUUAUGUUUCAGAGUAGAGAUGGUCUCAUGGACCUGAUCCCACGCAGCUGCCAGUUUCCACCAGAUGUCGACCACAUAAUUCAGAUGGUGAACAUGAAGAGUUUGCGAAAGACAGACAUGGACACUGCCCCUGUGGACUCCGACACCGUUCCUGAUCAGUUGGACGCUGCCAGUUCAACCAGUUAUCAACAAACCAGGCCACAGGGUGUUUUACACACAGCCUCAGGCUCCAAGCCUUCGGUACAGCCGCCUCAAACUGGAAGAAAAAGCAAUACAACCUCAGGCAGAAUAAACAGAAGUGAACUCCUUAUCUCGAAUACGGGAUCCUCAUUCAGUAGAGCGAACCCAAAGGUUUUUACAGAAAGUCUGAGCACUGCCAACCGGAGUGAGAAUUUAUCACAUGGAGAACCUUCCCUCACUCUUCACAAGGGAACACAUGGCAGGUCACAGCCCCAUCCCCCACCAGACAAGCAGGAAUCAAAGAAGCCAGGUGUCGUCAGUGCUGGAAGAGCCAAGUCAGAUGCUGUGCCUGGUCGCUACAGCAAGAAGAGUAUAACCAGGGAGAAACGUACCCCUCCAUCCAGUAGGCAAGAGAGAAGACGGCAACCCCUGACCCCAACGGAUAAGACAGGGCACCUAAUGUCAGAUGAUUUUAGCUCCAGUCCUGUGAAGGAAAGUUUCAUAUCCACUCCCACUCCGGCAGAGUCAGUAUGUGGCUCGACCCGGCCAGUUUUGUCUUCUGACCUGCAGGUCUGGAGCAGCUGGGAGAGUAAUGAAGGGUCCGAGCCCCAGCUCACUCUGCAAGAGGAGGUGUUCAUUUUCUCAUCGCAGCCUCACUCACCCAGACGAGGGCAAAGCCAGGAUGACCAGGAGAAGAUGGAGGUGGAAGAUGACCAGGAACAGAGCAAGAGUGGGAGGCGUUGUGAGGCCCAGCCUGAAGAUGACUUUAUUGGCAGUGAAAGUGAUGAGUCCUUGUGUUUCUUUCAGGAUAAGAGCUACACCACGUUGCUGCAACAAAGAACUUGUGACUCUAGCCCUGCUUCUCCCAGAAUUCCUGAUUCAACCUUGAAUGUGCAACUGAAGGUCCAUCCUAAAUCUCAUAAUAUGGACCAAGCAUCUCAAAGAGAGCUCCGUCCAGCGACCACCGAUAACCAGAUUGGAACUUCAUCUAAUGGGAGAGCUGAACAAGCUGCUGUGGUCCCAACACGCUGCCUCUCACCCAGUGUGACGACCAGCAGACAGGAACACCGGAAGUGUGGUUCACGUGAGUCAGAGGGAGUGAACCAGGUGCUGGCUGGAAGCAGCAGAGUAACACUUUCCAGGAGUCUCUUGCAAGAAGUGAAAUUGGACGACUCCCCACAGGACAAGGAAGAAGACGAGACACUGAAGCCUGUUGAUUCCAUUCAGUACGACGAACACCUGCUUGGCAGUCUCAGGAUGCACGAGGAUGAGGACGAAGAGCUCCGAAUGCUAGCGAGCCUAAAAAGAGAGCAAGAGGAAGAUGAGUGCAGAGCCUCGGGCCUCAGUGCAUCUCAGAUCCACCAGUGUAAUGUCAGCGUCAGUAUGAGCAGUGACGAUGCCUCGACCUGGACCCACGCCUCCAUGCCAGCUAAUCAAGGUCACCACUAUCAGAAUGAAAUGAACCCCCUUCUCCACUCAAACCCCAGGGAGUGGAUGGACAUGCUCAGCCCUCCUAUUUUGCCUCCGUGCCAGCCGAGAAGGUCAGGGAACACAUGGAACAAUUGGGAGAAUCUAGUCGGAGGAGGUGAGGAGUCUGUGAACGAAGAGGAGCACGAGGACGAGUAUUUGAAUCUGCUGUAUGAUCCCUGCCUGAACUGCUACUUCGAUCCAAAGACGGGCUUUGGGUCCUUGAACGAGUCUCACGCUCAACUCUCACUGCACGUGACGUGUCCUGGAAGUGGGCGUGGACACCGCUGCGGGCGUCGCAUAUGUAAUGAGGCCGGGUUAAGGCUUCACCCUGGGAUCAUUGCGUCGGUGAUCUUCGUCUCAGUGGCGAUGGUGGCUGCCGCUGUGUUGAUCAUCCGAAAAUACUGCUUCCCAGUCAACGAGGCGACGUACCGAUACUCGCUGCUGAGGCGGAUGGAGGAGCAGAGUUCAGCGGUGACGGGCGAGGACGGCGACAGGGGGCCUCACGCAGCGGGAGAGGAGUCGGACGAGGAUCUGUUGGAGUAAAUCUCAUACCGACAGAAAGAAGAGUGUAUUGUGGAGGAAUCGUGUGGUCCGAGGCUGCAAAAAACCCUUUAUUUUUUAAUAAUUAUUUGGUCCAUUCAAUUCAGCAUUCAAUGGUUUUUAUUUGCGAACCAAAAAAGCAACAAUCAAAAAAAAACCCUCACAUUUUAGAAGGUGUAACAAGCAAAUAUUUGGAUUUUUUGCCAAAACUAUAAUCUAAAUGAUGUCAAAUAUCGAAAUAGUCGGCGAUAAAUGUUCCACCAAUAGAUUGACUAGUUGCAGCCCCAUUGUGGUUUUUGUAUCUGGAUUUACACCCAUCGUGUCAGUGUUAUCUCUUCGUGUUCAGUCAGCAAUAUCGAGUUCGAUCUGUAUUAUCACCGAGCCCGCCUGAGGAACAUUUACCAUUUGCACAUCGAGGUUUUACACAGCCCCUGAGAAGAGUGGUUCCAUUUAUCCUGUCGCUGAUGAGGAGCAUCUGUAGUCUGUGGGAAAAAAGCCCUGAUGUAGCCACGAUAUAGACUGACAUCCUGGGAAAUGCAGCAUCUAACAUUUUCAGAAGCUGAACCAUAAUAAAGUCAGAAUGUCUCUGUUACAUUCCGCCUGGAUUAUUCAGUAUUUUUUAAUCUGCCUCACCAAGUCGCCCCCAACUUUAUCUUUAAUGCAAUACUAAAUCGCUGGAGAACCCUCACUGGAGAACCCAGUUUAUAUAUAUAUUUAUUUAUAUAUAUAUAUAUAUUUAUUUAUUUAUCUCUCUCAAAGUGUCUCUUAAAGUGAACGUGACAUAUGGCAGACAAGACUUCGAAGGCUGCAUCAGGCAACAUUUUUCAAUCAACACCUACUCAAAUGAGUUGUAGCCAUAUGUGAAAGCGGAGGCUGCUGCUGCUGCUGAUUCCACUGAGAAUCAACAACAUGCUGCUCUGAUUCUGAUUCUGUUGAGAUGUUUUCACUUGUCACACACAGCGGUCUGUCAGAAACACAGACUCUACUCCGGAAAUGUAAACAAUAUUAAUCCAGAAUAUGGUUUAGGGCAGUAAAAAAACCAAAACACAGAUAGGAUACAGACAUGCACUGACAAACAUAAACAAAAGAAUAAAAAAAAGCUGUUCAGUUGCGUUGAGUAAAAGGUGCAGUUGAGUAAAUAGUCCACAUGGUAGAUUAGGCAUUGAAGGUUUUUUGUUUUUUGUUUUUUUUGGUUCACAUCCAGUACAGUGCACUGUCGGAAAACUGAAUAUCCUCCUCUAUCCCCAUUAUAUUAAAGGCUGAAGAGAUUAAAACACAUAAAACGUUUUUUUCAGGUGAUUAUGAAGCGGCGGCAGCGCGCACACAUUUGCUUGAAUAUGCUUCAUGUUAACUGACUAAAAUGUUUUAUUGUUCACUGUCAAUAAUUGACAGUUGUUGUAUCGAAAACACAGAAAACGGUCUGAAUCUGAUUUGCACAAAACACACACAUAUACAGUAUAUAUAUAUAUAUAACAUUAUCAGAGCACAAAGCACGUGGAGAUUUGAUAUUUCCGACAUAGCAACUCUGUCUCGCAGCUAACAGUCGUCACACUGAGACCGUCCACUCGUGGGCCCGUUCCCUUUGAAACCUAUUUUCCCUUUUUCAUCAACGCACUUAUAAUAAAUUUGCCUCAGAGCUCGGCGUGCACUGACUAUGUAAUGGACUCCCACACCGGGUGAAGUUGCAUGAUCAUUUUUGACAGCUACAUUUAUCACCAAGAUUUUUUUUUUUUUUUUUUGAAUCAGUAAUAAAAAAUAGAAAAAAAAAUCAGCAACUGCACUGGGAAUCGUCAUAAUGCGUCACAGCUCUGAGCUGAUUAAUCCUUCACCAUCGAAAAUCAUUUCACUGUGGUUUCUCUUUUAAUUGUUCGUGCGAUCACUUUGAAGUUUUUGAAGUGUUAUGUCAAAUUUGUGCGAAUACUGCAUCUAAAGAGAGUGUUUGUUCUAAAGUUACUGAUGAUGGUGUGAAAGAAACUGACGUCUACUGUUUAUCAUCUCACUGUCCGUGUUGGUUCACACCACAGAAAUAUGUACAAUGGGUAUUAAAUAUCUUUAUGCUGUGGA